Molecule: messenger RNA, 169 nt
Organism: Ambispora leptoticha
Lineage: Eukaryota; Fungi; Glomeromycota; Glomeromycetes; Archaeosporales; Ambisporaceae
Source: the annotation of a GenBank genome assembly
AUGCAAUUUUUCCCUUCCGCGAAGCCGAGAAAUACUCUUCGUGUUUCGGUAGGCGGGUGGAUCGGGGCGGUUGCCAGGAAGCCGAAAAAACAUGUGCAAACAUGUUUCGUGGAGAAGCCGAAAAAACAUGUGCAAACAUGUUUCGUAGGUGGAAAAGCCGAAAAAACAU